AUGAGAAAACCUUGCUGUGAUAAAGAGGGUACUAAGAAGGGAGCUUGGUCGAAGCAGGAAGAUCAAAAGUUGCUUGAUUAUAUCAAAACUCACGGUCAAGGCUCUUGGCGUUCUUUACCCAAGGCUGCAGGUUCGUAUAUGUGUGCGAAAAGAUGCAGGCUAAGAUGGAUUAACUAUCUGAGGCCAGACAUCAAACGCGGCAACUUUGGCAAGCUUCACGCCCUCCCUGGCAAUCGGUGGUCACUAAUAGCUGGAAGGUUACCAGGAAGGUUACAUAACGAAGUGAAGAACUAUUGGAAUUCUCGAAUCCGCAAGAAGCUAAUAAAAAUGGGAAUUGACGCAAAUAAUCAUAGGCUAAUUAACCAAAAUAUUAAAUGUGGAUAA
Messenger RNA from Morus notabilis, 384 nucleotides. RefSeq names its product transcription repressor MYB6-like. The record is from RefSeq and is a predicted model, not a curated record. Lineage: Eukaryota; Viridiplantae; Streptophyta; Magnoliopsida; Rosales; Moraceae.